Messenger RNA from Odontomachus brunneus, 381 nucleotides. Its product is annotated as retinol dehydrogenase 11-like. NCBI's taxonomy places the organism in Eukaryota, Metazoa, Arthropoda, Insecta, Hymenoptera, Formicidae. The transcript is spliced from 3 exons. The coding region runs from base 1 to 381 and encodes 126 amino acids. The record is from RefSeq and is a predicted model, not a curated record.
AUGGAUAUAAAUUACGAUGUGUUAGAAGACGAAGAACGCAUACCAUUUAAUUAUUUAUGGAAUACUGCGAAAUUUACAUGGAGUUCUUCCCUUAAAAGUGAGUGCGCAAAGAGUUUGUUAACCAAGGAACCGGCUAUUCAUCUCUUCGUCAACAAUGUCGGAGUGAUAUUGUGCCCAUUCGAGAAGACGGAAGACGGUUUCGAGAUGCAGCUGCAAACGAAUCAUCUCGGCCACUUCCUCCUGACGCUCUUGCUAUUGCCGAAGAUUAUGUCCUCGGAACCUAGUUGUAAGAUAUUGAAUCAACUGUGGGACCAAAGUCAUCUUCUGCAUUUAGAACCCGAGGGAGAUCUUCAUACGUUUUUGCAAACUGUAUCGCGGUAA